This is a messenger RNA of Penicillium riverlandense, 6237 nucleotides long. It is a transcript of the gene sidD, whose product is annotated as nonribosomal peptide synthase SidD. Gene Ontology annotation, biological process: secondary metabolite biosynthetic process; amino acid activation for nonribosomal peptide biosynthetic process. The transcript has 2 exons. The record is from RefSeq and is a predicted model, not a curated record. Gene Ontology annotation, cellular component: cytoplasm. NCBI's taxonomy places the organism in Eukaryota, Fungi, Ascomycota, Eurotiomycetes, Eurotiales, Aspergillaceae. Gene Ontology annotation, molecular function: phosphopantetheine binding; catalytic activity. Bases 1 to 6237 code for a protein of 2078 amino acids.
AUGGGUUUCUUGCACCUCGCUGAUACGCAGUCGAAUAGUGGUGGCCCAAGAUCUUUCAAGAUCGUCCGUCUCGAAUCUGAUGGAACCUCCACUCCGACAGGCAUGCGAGAAGAGGCUUUACUUCUAUCCUGGUUGAUCGUACUCCUGCGCACCCAGGAAGGCGGCCAAGUCUCUUAUGAGUGGGCCUACGGCACUCGAGAUAAUGCUGUUGAGCAUGAGGGAGUGAGCCAAUAUCUUUCAACAGAUGUAAUGACAGAUUUGCAAAGCACUGUCGGGCAGAGUGCAGCAGCAGUCUCUCGCCACAUCAAGGAAACGACUACAAAACGCAUAUCCAGCCCUGUGCCAAUUCUCCUCAGCACUAGUUUUCUGUCCAGAUCCGAAAAAGCAAAAGAUGAAGGUGCGCUUCAUCUCGAAGUACUUUUGAAUGAUGGAUACCUCAAAGUCCACCCAGUGUGGUACACUGAGAAUAUGCUGCCAUUCACAGUGACUCGGUACAUUGAAACACUGGCAGACACCAUCAAAAUGUGCAUUUCAGACCCAAACGCGUCUAUUGAAGACUGUCUUCGGCCGACCAACCAUGAUCUGGAUCAGGUUUGGAGAUGGAAUCAUCAGCUGCCUCCCACAUACGACUUCUGUAUGCACGAAAUGAUCUCCCAACAGGCUCAAAAACAUGGUGACAAAGAGGCAAUCUCAUCCUGGGAUGGGAGCCUGACUUACUUCCAAGUCGACCGGUAUUCCACGCUUGUGGCAUGUUCACUCAAGGAAAUGGGUGUCAAGUUGCACGAUUUCUUACCCGUGUGCUUUGAAAAGUCAAAAUGGACAAUUGUUGCCGUGCUUGCGGUGAUGAAAGCAGGAGCAACGCUUGUGAUGAUGGACCCAUCCCUUCCACUUGCCCGGCUCCAGAACAUGGCGAAACAAGUCAAUGCAAAAACAAUUCUGUCAUCGCGGCAACAGCACGAGCUGUCAACAACGAUUAUUCCAAGCGGAAGUUAUUUCGUCGUUGAAGCGAAAAUAUUCACUCACUCCUCGAAUUCUCAAGAUGUUCCAAAGCUGCCGACUGUACCACCAUCUGCUUUGAUGUAUAUUAUCUUCACAUCCGGGAGCACGGGCACACCAAAAGGAGUCAAAAUUUCCCACCAGACCUACACCAGCAGUGCGAUACCCCGAGCAAAGGCAGUUGGCUAUACGGAGGAUUCGAGGGUUCUUGAUUUCGCCUCCUAUGCUUUCGACGUUAGCAUCGACAGUAUGCUCUUAACUCUGGGUAAUGGUGGCUGUCUUUGCAUUCCUUCCGAUGAAGAUCGACUGAACGACAUCAACGGAGCGAUCAGAAAAAUGCAGAUUAAUUACGCCGGUCUUACCCCUUCGGUGGCCCGAAUCUUGGAUUCUGAUGUUAUAUCAUCACUCAGUGGUCUUGGGCUUGGUGGAGAAGCCGUCUCGGCGAGAGACGCUACCAUCUGGGGUCAAGACACCAGAAUCAUCAUCGGCUAUGGCCCUUGCGAAUGCACGAUUGGAUGCACGGUCAACAGCAGCGCAGCUACAGGCAGAGACUAUAUCUCCAUUGGACCAGGAAAUGGAGCGGUUAUGUGGAUUGUUGAUCCAAAUGACCACGAAUCGCUCAUGCCGGUUGGCGCUGUGGGCGAGUUGCUCGUUGAGGGGCCAAUUGUCGGACAAGGCUACUUGAACGACCCGGAGAAGACUGCAGCCGCUUUCAUCAACGAUCCAUCGUGGCUUCUUGCCGGCCACAACGGUUACGCUGGUCGAAGGGGCCGUCUAUAUAAGACAGGUGAUCUUGGAAAAUGGGAUCCCGACGGCUCUGGCGGUAUUGUCUUUGCCGGAAGAAAGGAUACACAAGUGAAGUUACGUGGGCAACGUGUCGAGCUUGGAGAGAUUGAAAGCCAGCUCAGGGACAGACUGCCCGCAGAAACCACUGUUAUUGUCGAAGUGAUUGUGCCCCAGGGAUCUAGAGGUCAGCCUACUUUGGUGGCAUUUCUGGCAUCCAAAUCUUCGAAGGGACAGGAGAGUACGGAUUUAAGCUCCCCUCCACCCUCUGGCGAGCUGCGCAGCACGCUGUCCAAAGCUGACGCGGAUCUGGCGAAAGUUCUGCCGCGGUACAUGGUGCCGAAUGCAUAUAUACCCGUGAAUUACAUCCCAACCCUGAUUUCGGGAAAGACCGACCGAAAGAGACUCAAGCAAUUUGGUGCCACACUCGACUUGCGGAAGCUAGAUCAAGAGACCGCGACUACCGCUACUCGGGAGCUGAGUGACCUCGAGAAGCGUCUGCGACAGGCUUGGAGUCUUAUUCUAAAGCUCGAUGGAGAGACCAUUCGACCAGGCGACAACUUCUUCGCACUCGGUGGUGAUUCUCUGGCGGCAAUGAAGCUUGUUUCUGCUUGCAGGGACCAAGGGCUUGAACUUACUGUCACUGGGACGUUUGGCCACCCGACACUCUCAGCAAUGGCUGAGAUUGUUCAGAGUUGCGAGAUACAAGUACGCAAGGGAAUCCCCGCAUUUUCUAUGGUAUCACAACCACUCGAGAGUGCCUGUCUCGAAGCGGCACAAGCUUGCGAAGCAAGUCCAGAUGACAUUGAAGACAUCUAUCUAUCCACGCCCACGCAGGAGUCACUAUUUACGUUCUCACUCAAAUCGACCAAGGCGUACGUUGCUCAGAGAGUCGCCUGUAUUCCGUCUAAUAUCAGUCUCGAAGCCUGGAAAAACGCAUGGGAGGACGUUGUUGCGGCAAGCCCUAUUUUGCGUACUCGGUUGGUCCAGCUUCAAGACCCUGGCCUUCAGCAAGUGGUCCUGAAGGAAAGCAUUUCCUGGAAAUAUUCGAAUAAACUGGCCGAGUAUCUCGAUAGCGACCGCAACGAGAAGAUGCAUCUUGGACAAAGCCUUGCUCGAUACGCCAUUGUUGACGAUUUGACGGAUGGAAAGCGGUACAUGGUGUGGACGAUUCACCACGUUCUCUACGAUGGUUGGUCAGAGCCACUAGUUCUUGAGCAAGUCCAAAAUUCUUUACAAGCUCAGAACAUUGACAGGCAGACACACAUGAGGGACUUUGUCAAAUACGUGCGCGACACGGACGAAGUCGCUAUGCAGAACUUUUGGCGAUGCGAGUUGAACGGUGCUGUCGGACCUCAGUUUCCGCGUCUGCCCUACAGAGAUUACCUGCCCUCCCCAGACGGCUUUAUUGAGCGUCAGAUUCCUUUUGUGACAAACGCGGGAUCCCCUUUCACAUUGGCAACGUUGAUCCGUGGUGCAUGGGCACUCGUGGCAUCACAAUAUACGCGAAGUGACGAUGUCGUGUUUGGCGAAACCCUCACAGGUCGAGACAUUUCGUUAUCGGGAGUCGAAAACAUUGUUGGCCCAUUGAUAGCAACACUGCCUAUCCGAGUUCAUGUCAACCGAGCGAGCUCUGUGGAGUCCUAUCUACAGACUGUUCAGCAAUCGAUCUUGGCCCGUACCCCAUACCAGCACAUGGGAAUGCAAAACAUCAGAAAGGUUAGCCGAGAUGCGCAGCAUGCGUGUGAAGCUGGCACAGGCUUGGUCAUUCAACCAGAACCAGAGUACGAGGGCAAUAACCUCGGCUUUGACAAAGGAGAUGUCGUCCGUGAAGCACUCCAUUUCAAUCCAUACCCCCUAAUGAUUGCUUGUGGAAUUCAGAAGGGAGGCUUCAGAGUCUGUGCUAGUUUUGAUACCAACUUGGUUGAAAUCGAACAAAUGAAGCGCGUUCUUGGUCAGCUGGAGAUCGCCUGCAUACAGCUGGCAAAAGACUUUUCCAGAAGACUUGGCCAAAUAUCUUGCCUUCCCGAUGCUGAAUUGAAUCAGAUUUGGCAGUGGAACCACGUCCCCCCACUACCAUUGGACAAGGCAUCGGGAACGCUUCGAGCAGAUGUCACCAUCAAGCAAGGAUCAAUAUACCCUCCGGCAGUGGUUCCUUGGGUGUGUGAUCCGCGGAACCCAUCUCUACUGUCUCCAAUCGGCUGUGCUGGCGAGCUGUGGCUUGAAGGAACUUACCUUUCAGGUAGCAUUGUUGAAUCUCCAGCCUGGCUUGUGACUGGAAGCUCUGCAUGUGCUGGCCGAACCGGAAGAGUACAACCCACUGGUGAUAUGGUUCGGUUGCGGGACGACGGAAGCUUGACGUUUGUUGGCCGAAAGGAGAAUGUCGUCCCCGUUCAAGGACAUGCAGUGGACAUCGCAGAUGUUGAGUCUUACUUCACACGACAUCUUCCUUCAUCCAUUCGCGCAGCUGCAGCUAUCAUUCAACCAUCAUCAAUGAGCGACCCUCAACAGAAGAAUGAGCCACAAUUAAUAGCCUUCGUUGAGCGGCAAGCUUUUGGAGAAGACCAUGUUGAACUCAUGUCAUCCGAACACGCCAUUACUUUGGACAUGCCUAGCCAACAAAAGUUCAAGAUGACUAUCUGUGCCACGGUUCCAGUCAACCUUGCCGUUGCGCUAAAGAGACUCGACAAGUUCAUCCAAGACUCCCUCCCAUCACACAUGAUACCCUUUGCCUACGUCGUGGUCGAUAAGAUGUCUACCGCCACAGAACAGGUUGACCGCAAUUUGCUCAAUCAGGUUGCCUCACGGAUUCCUCAACACACCCUUGAUCAGCUUCGUGAAGGCUUUCAUUCAUGGAAGAAAUCAUCAUGCCAAACAAACCUGACAGCCACGGAGACCAUCUUGCGGUCUGCCUGGGCAAAGAUACUUGGAAUCAAUGAGGAGCAGAUCGAUGUCGAGGACAAUUUUUUCCGCCUUGGUGGUGAUUCCGUGCUGGCCAUGAAGUUGGCCUCAAGUCUCCGUGCCGAUGGACAUAGUUUGACUGUUGCCGAUAUAUUCCAGCACAUGCGCCUUGGUGAUGCGGCUAAAGUUUUGAAGGUGGAUCAAGCAUCGAAAGCAAAGGUUCAGCCUUACAAGCCUUUUUCAACGCUGAACUUCUUGGAAGUCGAGCCUUUCUUGUCUCAAGAUGUCCGUCCAAAACUUGCCAAUUCAAACUGGUCUAUUCGGGAUGUAUCUCCCGUGACAGACUCCCAAGCACUCGACAUCAAAUCAACCAUUCAGACACCGCGAACCUCUAUACAAUACAACAUGCUUUACUUUGAAAAGGGCAUUGAUAGAAAACAACUGUUCCGUGCCUGCAAUGACCUGAUCAAGACCCACGAAAUUCUGCGGACUGUGUUCAUCAAACACGAAUCCACUCUCUAUCAAGUUGUCUUGGAUAAACUGGAUAUCCCUGUGCCGACCAAUGGGGCUGUCGGGGAUAUUCAGCAAUAUGUAAGUGACCUCUGCAAGACACACAUUGAAUCCGACUUUCAACUUGGGUCACCUUUCGUCAAGUUUUUCCAUGUCGAUGGCAAAAAUGGAGAACAUUGUCUCAUCAUUGGCCUAUCACAUGCGCUGUACGAUGGCUUGUCUCUGCCUAGAUUACUUCAGGAUUUGGGGACAUUGUACAUUGGAAAGAGAGUGGCUGAAUUUGAGCCAUUCUCAUCAUACAUGGCUCGAAUUUGCGACAAGAGCGUCCAAACCAAAGCAGUUAGCUACUGGAGCAAUCUUUUGAAGGGCUCAUCCCUAUCCAUUCUGCAUGGUACAUCCACGCAACCCGGUGAUAAAGGUCUAUUCCAAGAAAAGUCGGUCUCUAUCCUCCAACCUCCUGAGGAUAUCACCACGGCAAAUCUGCUCACCGCAGCGUGGGCACUGCUGUUGGCUCGCCGUCUGCAAAAACCUGACGUGACAUUCGGCAGCGUCACCUCGGGACGGGGCAUUGACCUCACAAAUGUGGAGAAUAUCAUGGGCCCAUGCUAUCAGCUCACUCCAGUCCGAGUACCGUUCAAAUCCCAUUGGACAGCUACGGACCUCUUACAUUUCGUUCAGAAGCAAAGCGCUGAGUCCGCUGCCAACGACUUCCUUGGGUUCGAAAGGAUCUCCCAGCAAUGUACUGAAUGGUCGUGUGAAGCACGAUUCUUUGACUCUAUCGUCCAUCACCAGGACUUUGACGAUUUCGACACUAUGCCUUUUGCUGGAGGUACUUGUAAAGUGGACAUUUCGAAUCCACAUGGCGAUGCUCCUUAUCCGUUCAAGGCUGUAUCGUUUGUCCGCGGUGGACAGAUGCACGUUGGCGUGGUUGGAAGCGAAAGGGACGCGAAUUUUGUACACUCAAGCCUGGAUGAGUUGGUGGUGACUGUCCAAGAGCUCGCAACUCAUGGCCCUAAGCGCCUGUUUCUUGAUGGACAAGUUUUCUGA